Messenger RNA from Dermacentor albipictus, 3642 nucleotides. Its product is annotated as zinc finger protein 84-like. The record is from RefSeq and is a predicted model, not a curated record. Gene Ontology annotation, molecular function: DNA-binding transcription factor activity, RNA polymerase II-specific; RNA polymerase II cis-regulatory region sequence-specific DNA binding. Lineage: Eukaryota; Metazoa; Arthropoda; Arachnida; Ixodida; Ixodidae. Gene Ontology annotation, biological process: regulation of transcription by RNA polymerase II. Gene Ontology annotation, cellular component: nucleus.
CCGUGACGUGCACGUGCUCUAGUUGGCGUGCGCCGGCGGCACCAGUGUCCGAUCCACCCAUAAUUAGCAUGGGCAGACCUAAGAAGGUGCUCUCUCCCGAGGAACAAGUGGAGCGACGGCGCAGCAAGCGGGAAGCCGAGCGUGAGCGGUCCAAGCGGCGUCGGGAAGAUGGGGAAUUCCGGGCGAGGGCUGCCGAAGCUAAAAGGCAGAGGAGGGCCUACGAUCCCGAGUUGCGGGCCAGGAGACUCGCUGCGGAACGGCAGUACGAUGCAACCCAUCGCGAAGAGAGAAGACGGGCAGCCCAGCAGCGAAGAGAUUCCGCACCUGGCUUGCGCGUCGUGGAAAGCUUUAGGCGAACACAGAGACGAGCCACGACUGGCGCCGACGGGCGAUUCAAACGCCUCAAAAAUGCAAUGAGCCUAGCUGAAAGUAUCACCGCCAUGAUGGCUUGCCCUGGCCCUUCCAAGGCCAUCGGUCAGGUUGAGGUUGGCACUCAGUGCAGCUUCCCUCUGGCUGACAAGUCUGUUGGGUGCUGCUUCAGAACAGGCAGCGAGUCAAGGAGCGUGCAGACCACAGAGGCUGUGGAUCAUUCAAGCUCCUCUUCAGUAUCGAGGCCUUCUAUUCCUCCAUCAACAGCCAACGGUGACAAUUCACAGCAGGGACGCCUCUCCGAAGAUCAUCUCUGUCACUUUGAGGCUGAUAAACUGUUUCGUCUAGAAGUACAUGCCAGGGUCCAGAGAGAUGAGCGUCUGUUUAAGUGCCAUUUGUGCCCUCGAAGCUUCUCAAGAAGAAACCGCCUGAAAAGCCAUCUGUGCACCCACACAGGUGAUAAGCCAUGGCAGUGCCCUUCAUGCCCUCAAAGCUUCUUACAAACGUCCCACCUGAAAGACCACCUUCGCACCCACACAGGCGAGAAGCCAUUCCAAUGCCCUUCAUGCCCUCGAAGCUUCUCACGCAAGUGCAACAUGAAGGAACACCUGCGCACCCAUACAGGCGAGAAGCCAUUUCAGUGCCCUUCAUGCCUUCAGAGUUUCAUACGAAAGACCCACCUGAAAGUCCACCUGCGCACCCACACAGGUGAGAAGCCAUGGCAGUGCCAUUCCUGCCCUGAAAGCUUCUCAAAGAAGACCACCAUGAAAAACCACCUGCGCACACACACAGGCGAGAAGCCAUUCCAAUGCCCUUCAUGCCCUCGAAGCUUCUCACGCAAAGGCCACAUGAAGGUACACCUCCACACCCAUACAGGUGAUAAGCCAUUUCAAUGCCCUUCAUGCCUUCGGAGCUUCUCACGAAAGGCCCACCUCGAAGGCCACCAGCACACCCACACAAGUGAGAAGCCAUGGCAGUGCCCUUCAUGCCCUGAAAGCUUCUCACAUAAGUCCAGCAUGAAAGCCCACCUGCGCACCCACACAGGCGAGAAGCCAUUCCAAUGCCCUUCAUGCCCUCGAAGCUUCUCACGCAAGUGCAACAUGAAGGAACACCUGCGCACCCAUACAGGCGAGAAGCCAUUUCAGUGCCCUUCAUGCCUUCAGAGUUUCAUACGAAAGACCCACCUGAAAGUCCACCUGCGCACCCACACAGGUGAGAAGCCAUGGCAGUGUCAUUCCUGCCCUCAAAGCUUCUCAAAGAAGACCACCAUGAAAAACCACCUACACACACACACAGGCGAGAAGCCAUUCCAAUGCCCUUCAUGCCCUCGAAGCUUCUCACGCAAGUGCAACAUGAAGGAACACCUGCGCACCCAUACAGGCGAGAAGCCAUUUCAGUGCCCUUCAUGCCUUCAGAGUUUCAUACGAAAGACCCACCUGAAAGUCCACCUGCGCACCCACACAGGUGAGAAGCCAUGGCAGUGCCAUUCCUGCCCUCAAAGCUUCUCAAACAAGACCACCAUGAAAAACCACCUGCGCACACACACAGGCGAGAAGCCAUUCCAAUGCCCUUCAUGCCCUCGAAGCUUCUCACGAAAGGCCCACCUCGAAGGCCACCAGCACACCCACACAGGUGAGAAGCCAUUCCAAUGCCCUUCAUGCCCUGAAAGCUUCUCACAUAAGUCCAGCAUGAAAGCCCACCUGCGCACCCACACAGGCGAGAAGCCAUUUGAAUGCCCUUCAUGCCUUAAGAGCUUCUCACGAACGACCCACCUGAAAGACCACCUGCGCACCCACACAGGCGAGAAGCCAUUUGAAUGCCCUUCAUGCCUUAAGAGCUUCUCACGAAAGAGCUACCUGAAAGCCCACCUGCGCACCCACACAAGCCAAAAGACAUGACAGUGCCCUUUAUGCCCUCAAAGCUUCUCAAACAAGUCCAGCAUGAAAGAACACCUGCAAACCCACACAGACGAGAAGUGUCCUUUACUGCUUGCACGGGUAGGACGCUUGCUCGGGAUUUUACGUUAAUCAAUGCAGAAUGUAAGUCGACCCCUGUGUUUGGGGUGAAUAAUGUUGAAACAAAACUUUGAAUGGAGUUGACUACAAAACAUGCUGUUUUAUAAGUAUGAGACAGGCGAAACCGCUCGGGAUCUCUUAAGAUCAUUGUUCUGGGACAGCUUUGAGCCACGACCUCCCACAGCAUGUGACUAAGCAGGGCUAGGCAUGCGCAACGCUGCCAUCAGGCAAUGAGCAGCUUGUAUUGGGCACCUGAGGUGCACGCCAGCUAUCACUUCAGCGACCUUUAGGCAUCUUCAGGUGACUUCUGGCCAUACACUCGUACUGAUCAUCUCCUGUCGAUAGCAGCUUCAGCUUUCUUGCGCAGUAUUUGCAGACUGCUGUGGCUGACGAGACCUUUCCCGUGCCGCCAAUUUAUCCCAGCGGAUAGUUGUUCUUCCACAACACUCUCGUUACCAUGUGCUGAAACCGCAUCCGCCUUUGCCAAUGUGAAAAGUCUAGCCUUUUCACUUUGAGAAGCGAGAACUCGUGCACUGUGCUCACAGAGAAAUUCCAUCACAGCGUCUUCAAGUUGACUGCCAGCAGGGUAGCCAUCGUGCAACAAAGCUUCUAGUGAAAAUAGGCAGUUACGCUGUUUCUAUUUCUAUUCACAGAAACGAAAUGGUGCCGGAAAUUAUAGCAGAUCGACGAUGGAAAAAAAGGCCGCCAUUAUCAAGCAAAUGCGAAGUGGCGGAUCGUGAGCGGACGUUACAAAAGAAUUUGAAAUCUCGAGGCAGGCAAUAUCAAACUACCUAAAAAAAGCAAGGUGAAGAUUUUAGAAGCCGGCGAGAAAUCUGAUGGAUCCCGACAGAAGAAUGUCCACCAAGGUGCCCACCCACAACUUGAUGAUGCUAUUCACAUGUGGCUGAAAGCCAUGAUCGGCAAGCAAGUGCAGGUCUCUGGCGAUGCUUUAAAUCAAAAGGCACAAACCCUGGCACUUCAGAUGAACAUUGAGUGUUUUAAAUUUAGCAAUGGCUGGGUCCGAGAUUUACAAUGGCCCAUCUUUGACACCGACCCCAAUGCUAACACAAAGUGCACCGUAGUCGAUCGAGUCUCUCAUUGAUUUCAUGCACACUGAAGUAUAGCUGCCAGUUGUUCACGCAGCAGUUGCAUGCGAUACACGCCAUAAUUGUGAACCUGAAAUUUCUGCAAAAUCAAGUGCUUAAUUCUUGACAUGCUGUUUAGAGGUACAAAUAAACAUUUUAUUUUUGACAUCCUA